Molecule: messenger RNA, 1773 nt
Organism: Gambusia affinis (western mosquitofish)
Lineage: Eukaryota; Metazoa; Chordata; Actinopteri; Cyprinodontiformes; Poeciliidae
Gene: yif1b
Product: Yip1 interacting factor homolog B (S. cerevisiae)
Exons: 8
Coding region: 131-1051 (306 amino acids)
Biological process (GO): endoplasmic reticulum to Golgi vesicle-mediated transport
Cellular component (GO): endoplasmic reticulum membrane; endoplasmic reticulum-Golgi intermediate compartment; COPII-coated ER to Golgi transport vesicle
Source: RefSeq, a predicted model, not a curated record
GGAAUAGCUAGCGUUCACUUCCGUGUAAAUGUUAUGAAUCACUUCCCCCUGUAGCUCGCCGACUUGUCUUAACUCCAUCUGAUUUCAGUUAGAUAGUUUGACAGCUGCUGCUCCUGUAGGGCCUAAUCAGAUGGAGUAUACCGCCGCACAGACAGGGUUCAGACAGCAGCAUAAUAUGCGUUUGAGGAACAGCUCAAUGGAUGGGUCAGAUGGCAGCCAGCUGUUUGACGACACAAGUGCGACGGGGCCAGGGGCACAAGGAGUCUACAGAAAUCAGCAGGCUGGCCCUCAAGCAGCAGGAGGACUUCCUGGCCAGUCCCUCCUGUCGGACCCCAUGUCCAACCUGGCCAUGGCUUACGGCAGCUCACUGGCAUCCCAGGGGAGGGAAAUGGUAGACAAAAAUCUGGACAGAUUUAUCCCCAUAUCCAAGCUGAAGUACUACUUUGCUGUGGACACGGUGUACGUCGGAAAGAAGCUUGGAAUUUUAGUUUUUCCUUACAUGCAUGAGAAUUGGGAGGUGAGCUAUCAGCAGGACAUCCCUGUUGCCCCGCGCUUUGAUGUCAACGCUCCUGACCUUUACAUUCCUACCAUGGGCUUCAUCACAUACAUCCUGGUGGCUGGUCUGGCUCUUGGCACACAGAACAGGUUUUCCCCGGAGCUCCUGGGAGUUCAGGCCAGCUCGGCGUUGGUGUGGUUGAUCAUGGAGGUCCUGGCGGUCCUGCUUUCACUCUACCUCGUCACCGUCAACACAGACCUCACCACCAUAGACCUUUUAGCCUUUUCAGGAUACAAAUAUGUUGGAAUGAUUUUAGGCGUUGUCGCUGGUCUUCUGUUUGGAAAGCUAGCAUAUUAUCUCUCCCUGUUGUGGUGUUGUGCCGCCAUCUUUGUCUUCAUGAUCCGCACUUUGCGUCUGAAGCUCUUAUCAGAGGCAGCGGCUGAAGGGAAGCUGGUGAGAGGAGCCAGGAACCAACUGAGGAUGUACCUCACCAUGUCCAUCGCAGCGGCGCAGCCCGUCUUCAUGUACUGGCUCACCUACCACCUCAUCAGAUAGAAGCUUCAACUCUCACUUUUGCAGGAGAAGAACUCUGCUGUCUGCAUGACAUCAUCUCAGAAACAGAAACACAAACUCCUCAAACACAGAACCACAUCGCUAAACUCACUGGGCAAAACGCUAGCCACCAAACAACAAAGAGGUGAGACGUUUCUGCCUCCGCCUCUGAGCACAGCCACGUUGUUAGUUUUGCCUUUUUUUUUUUUUUUUUUUUACAUUUAAUGUCUUCAGAUUUUGUAGCAAGAACGUGCGGCUUUAAUUGUUCUGCGUCUUUACUGCAUAAUUGCAUGUUAACUGUUUUUUUUUAUGAAUAUUUAUGUACGUCUAUGAAUUACGUCGUUACGUUGCAGAUUUUGCUCGUCGCAGGUCUUUUAUUAAAGCCUGCACAAAGAAAGCACAUUAGCCUCACCUGAUGCUAUGGACAAACUCUAAUCCAGGUUGCUACCUGAUCGGCUAGCUUCGCCGAAAUAUUUUGUGUUAACUUUUUCUGUCGCUUCUUUACUGAGAAAUGUCAGACCCUGUGGAGAAAAAGUUUACAUGACGAAUGCAGCUUCAAAGGUUUAACCCUUUAGAUUGUGCUCGGUCACAUGUGCGAGCUUUGUAAGAGCGGACGUCUUGGACAGAGAUCUGCUGGAAGGAGGAACGAUGUUAGAUGCAAAAACACAAAGAUAGACUGUAGACGUUUACUGCUGAAUAAAUGUCGCACUUGUGUCGUAAUUUAA